This is a messenger RNA of Tigriopus californicus, 1809 nucleotides long. Its product is annotated as galactoside alpha-(1,2)-fucosyltransferase 2-like. The coding region runs from base 59 to 1276 and encodes 405 amino acids. Gene Ontology annotation, cellular component: membrane. Gene Ontology annotation, molecular function: galactoside 2-alpha-L-fucosyltransferase activity. The transcript has 4 exons. The record is from RefSeq and is a predicted model, not a curated record. NCBI's taxonomy places the organism in Eukaryota, Metazoa, Arthropoda, Copepoda, Harpacticoida, Harpacticidae. Gene Ontology annotation, biological process: carbohydrate metabolic process.
CCUGUGAUCUUGACAAUUAGAAAUAAUUUCCUUAGACGGCAGCAGUGCUUCAAGCGUAAUGGCAGGCGCUAGUCGUUCUCUCGUUAUUGUCAUAUUUGUAUCGUUCUUGGCUUUCACAAUUCUGCAUUUUAACCACAAUGAGUCCUUUAGUCGCUUACCUCAGCUUGUGAGCGAUAACUUUGACACUUUGACGAUUCAGUCAAAUCAAAGUCUAAGUCCUAACGCAACUUCAAUGGUCUUUGUGUAUUUACUGAAUUCUAUCCAGAGUUUGAACAAUUCUUUAUCGGAAAUCCAGACGCAUUUGGUGUCACAACGACGUUUCUUCAAUAUUAAUGUAACGGAAAACGAAAAAAAUGGUUGUCCCUCACAUAAGUUUAUAAUGACAACGGGUGAUGCUGGAGGAUUGGGCAAUCGAAUGAGUGAAUAUGCUACACUUUUGGCUUUGUCUGCAAUCACUGGAUUCACACCGGUUAUCGGAAAGGGUCAUAGAAAAACUUUGACAGAUGUGUUUCCGUUGAUUCCUUUUGAGGGAACUAAUAUCAGCCGAAGUUGUAUGAAUGCGGCCAAGUCCUUAAAUCCGAGGCUGCUGACGGAGACCAACGCUUUCAUAGCUACCAAGCCAGUAGAUCAUGUUCACAAUAUACGGUUACAUCAGUAUUCGAAUGGGGUAUUUUACUACAAUAAAAUAAGAGGCCUUCUUAAAGAGCACUUCAGAUUCAAACCAGAAGUUGACACAGUGGCUGAAGGGUUCUUGGUAAAUGCCAGCCUUCUAUUGAAACCUGACAUGAUGGACCCAGUUUGGGUUGGAAUUCACGUUAGAAGAACCAACUAUAAGCACCAUUUGAAUGUGACUCAAAACGGCACCUUGGUCACUUUUGAGUAUUUUGAACGUGCUAUAAAAAGACUUGAAGAAAGUCUAAGCGAUUCAUACCGGAACUUUGAGCCCACAAACAUGGUGUUUGUGGUAGCUUCAGAUGACAAUGAAUGGUGCAAGACACAAUUCGGGACAAUCGCCAAUAAGACCGUCAUAUUUACCAAGCAAGCCUUUACCCACAAUUUGGGAUUUGACAGGAAGUAUUUAGAUAUGGCCAUUAUGUCCAAAUGCAACCACUCCAUCUUCGACUAUGGGACAUUUGGAUUUUGGGGGGCCUAUUUGGCCGGAGGUCAUACGAUACUGGCCCACAACAUUGGCACUGGCAUGAAUCCUGAAGUGGAGAACGUCAGGCAAGCUGAACUGCCAAAUUGGCACUUCAUUGAAGCUCAUGGAAAGUCGUAACGCCCUCACAAACCCUUGCCGUCAUGAAUGAUUUCAAGAUGAUCUGGCAACGUGAGUAGCGAACUCUACAAAUCGUACGCCACGCUAUCUCAAUUAAAUCGUUUUUGGAUAUUUGCACUUCUACCUUUUGUCUAAAUACAUGCUGACCAGAAGAAAAAAAACAACCAUCAUUAUCAUCAUUGCCGAAAGAGUGAGGUCGGAAUGUAAACAGGUCAAGUAAUCAAUCACAUCAUGUUUCUUUUUAUUGUUUUGUGUGAAAAGUAUUGAGAUUUUAAUUGCAUUUUCGGGAAAAGCUUGAGUUUUUACCGACAAGGCAAGCAGGAAUAAUGUGAGAAUUAGAGAGCAACUACUUUCUUGCGACAAACCUGGAGGAUUGGGACAAUGCAGUAUUUAAGGGAGGUGCAGACGGUAUCUUUUACAAUACAUCUUCAAAAAUAUCUAUGAGCUUUUUCCUCAGCAAGGUUUUAAUAGUCAAUUGCAAUGAAUGUAAAGGUUUACAAUUUUGAGCCCUCCAAAAUAUCCAGGCUAGUCAA